Oppiella nova is the source of this 3301-nucleotide messenger RNA. Lineage: Eukaryota; Metazoa; Arthropoda; Arachnida; Sarcoptiformes; Oppiidae. The record is from the annotation of a GenBank genome assembly.
ACAGAAUUACUCGAAAGACGCCGUAAAUCACGUGCAGAAGUAUUUGAUGCGAAAUGAAGUACCCGUCACUCUAUUCCAGCCCUACAUCGAGGAAAUCUAUAGCCAUUUACGAGUCGAUAUAUUUAGGAAAUUUAUUGAAAGUGACAAAUACACGCGAUUCUGUCAGUGGAAGAAUCUGGAGCUCAAUAUACAGCUCACGAUGAAUGACUUCUCGGUGCACCGGAUCAUCGGUAGGGGUGGCUUCGGCGAGGUGUACGGGUGCCGGAAGGCUGACACCGGCAAAAUGUAUGCAAUGAAAUGCUUGGAUAAGAAGCGCAUCAAAAUGAAGCAGGGUGAAACGCUGGCCCUCAACGAGCGUAUCAUGUUAUCACUAGUCAGCACCGGGGAGGACUGCCCGUUCAUCGUGUGUAUGACAUAUGCCUUUCAAACGCCCGACAAAUUAUGUUUUAUACUGGACCUCAUGAAUGGUGGGGACCUUCACUACCACUUAUCACAACACGGAGUCUUCACCGAACAAGAGAUGAGAUUUUAUGCAUCAGAAGUGAUAUUAGGUUUGGAUCACAUGCACCGGCGGUUUGUCGUCUAUAGGGAUCUUAAACCGGCAAAUAUAUUACUCGAUGAGCAUGGUCACGUGCGCAUAUCGGACCUGGGUCUGGCCUGUGAUUUCUCCAAGAAGAAACCUCACGCCUCCGUAGGAACACAUGGCUAUAUGGCUCCAGAAGUGCUAUCAAAGGGGACCGCAUACGACUCAAGUGCCGAUUGGUUUUCGUUGGGAUGUAUGCUCUAUAAGCUAUUAAAAGGGCACAGUCCGUUCCGUCAGCACAAGACUAAAGACAAACACGAAAUCGAUAGGAUGACAAUGACUAUGACCGUAGAGCUUCCCGACACGUUCACACCGGAACUGAAAGUCCUGUUGGAGUUACUGCUGCACCGGGACGUCGACAAGCGGAUGGGCUGUAAGGGAAGGGGCGCCGAGGAAGUGAAAGAGCACCCGUUCUUUAACGGCAUCGACUGGCAGUUGGUGUACCUCCAGAAAUACCCGCCCCCUCUGAUCCCGCCGAGGGGUGAGGUGAACGCCGCCGACGCCUUCGACAUCGGCUCGUUCGACGAGGAGGACACCAAAGGCAUCAAACUGACGGAAGCCGAUCAGGAGCUCUACAAGAACUUCCCGGUCGUCAUCAGCGAGCGGUGGCAACAGGAGAUCGCGGAGACGGUCUUCGAGACCAUCAACUCAGAGGCGGAUAAGAUGGAGCAGAAGAAGAGGGCGAAGAGUAAGAACAAGUUUGAAGACGAGAAGGAGUCCGACUGUAUAAUACACGGGUAUAUUAAGAAGUUGGGCGGACCCUUCGCCAGCGCCUGGCAGACCCGGUAUGGGAAACUGUAUCCCAAUCGACUGGAACUCCAUUCCGAGUCCGGAAGUGCCAAACCUGAGGUCUGUGCCGGAGAUGUGUUUGUGUUUUGUUGCGGGGGUUUUGUUGUUGAGGGCUUAGGAGGGGUGGUUGCAUAUGAUAUAUCUCUUAAAUUGCAGUUAAUAUUUAUGGACCAAAUAGAGGACGUGUGUAGUGAUUACGUGCAAAUCAAAGGCGAACAAUCAAUAGUACUUAAAAUGAAAGUCGAGAGGGAAAAGGACGCCAAAGUUGUGCUCACUAAUCCCGACGAAAUAGGACUCAAGGAAUGGCUCAUCUCAUUGAAGUCAACCCAUAAGAACUCAUUGGAACUGUUGAGUAGUAUGGCUAAGAAGGCCACCAAAAUCUACGGCACAGUAGACAACAGGACAGUGACAUUAAACCCAUCGGCCACUGGGCCCCAGACCACGCCAUCCCAUCAAACGGCCGGCGCCGUACUCAACAGCCGUAACGGCAACUGAGUGGACAGUCUGUUAUGAGUGCCCUCACCGACCGCUACAAUGACAUAGAAAUACGAGAAUAAUAUUUAUUAUUAUUUAUAAUAAUUAUUGUAAUAAUAAUUGUUUACGACUUCUGUGAAUACGAAAACACAAAGUACUGAUAAAAAAGACUACAGAAAACACAGACUUAAAUACACUUCACAUUUCACACCACAAAACUGAGACAUAAGAUAAGAAAAAAGUCUUCUAAUGUUUGCCAUACCUAUGAAGAUGUCAUCAAAUUGUUGUUGUGUUGAACACCACGCCAUCGCUUCGCCACCCACUCUAUCAUCACUUGAUUUUUGUUUGUUUUUUAGUGUUAUUCUUGUGUUUUCUCUCUCUCUCUCUCUGUCUCUCUGGACAUCAAACGGCUCGACACACGACUGUCUAUCGCUCUCUCCGCUCAUUCUCCUCUCUCUCUCUCUCUCUCCCGAACCUCUCUGUACUCUCUUUCUCUCUCUCUUCAAGUCUCUUCUAUUCUCUCUCACGAACUCAUUCACAAUCGCCGGACAGACACUUAAAACCAUUUCUCAAUUAAGUUUUUGGUCGACAAAACAGGUGACAAAUGCAAAGCAAAUGUUCAAUUCGUUUCGUGUGUCUCUCAAACUCCUGUUAAAUAUAUCGUAUCCACCGAUCAAUCGCUUGCUUUCACACGUCGUUUGGUUUUUUCCACAACUCUUUUUUGAAUACCAAAAGAAUAUUAUUAAAGAAUUUCGGAUUAUUUAUUAACGAAAUUAAUUAAUAAUUAAUAACUAAUUAAUAAAACAAAAACGAAGAGAGGAUACCAUUUGAGGAAAAAACAGAUUUUUUAAAUAACUUCUAAAUAUAUUCUCUUAACAAAAGUUUAAAUGUAUUGUCAGUCUGUGUGCGGGUCUCUCAAGACUACUCAACCGGACAACAAGUCUCCUGUUUUUUAUUAUUCAACAAAAGAUUAGUUGUUUUUCUAUUAAAUUCUUCGUUCACUUCGGACUCCGACACCCAAACAAACACUUCAACACAAACACCGAUAAACUACAUCAACAAACACCGGGACUACCGCUCGGGUCGUGGGAUUUAUUUGUGCGUAAAAUUUAUGUGAAUUUUAAAUUUUAAUGACACGAAUGGCGACCAGGAAUUGACCACUACUUAUACAUAUAUCUAUAUAUAUACACCGAAAAAAGUAUAUGUAUUUUACGACAAAGAAUAACACACUGUUUGAUAUGAGAAUUGCCCUAAAAAUUCAAAUCUCUUUUUGCAAUACGAAUAUUCUUGUGCUUAUAUUUCUGUACCCUUUUUAAAUGGUAUAUAUAUCUGUUUUUGACACCAAUUUUUUGGGUUUUUAAUUGUUUUCAAACAAAAACUUCUUUCUCUCUCUCUAUUUCUCUCUCUUUAUAUGAAAAACCAAACAAAAUGUGAAAUAAGUUUCUAAACGACACA